Molecule: messenger RNA, 1677 nt
Organism: Adineta steineri
Lineage: Eukaryota; Metazoa; Rotifera; Eurotatoria; Adinetida; Adinetidae
Source: the annotation of a GenBank genome assembly
AUGAAUCAUAAUCGAAAUGGAAAGAUUUUUGUCAAUUUUUUUAUUCUUACAAUAUUAUUUUAUUCAGCAAUAGCUGAAACAUAUAGUUUUUCAAAUAAUAACUUUGAUAAGAAUCUUCAUUGGCAUAAUACAAAUUAUAAAAAAUGUUCAAGCCAAUUUGGUAAUAAUUGUUAUGAUUAUAUCGUUGUUGGAGCUGGAACAGCUGGUAGUAUUCUAGCAAGAAAACUUUCUGAUAAUCCAAGAAAUAAAGUUUUAUUAAUUGAACAAGGUUAUUGGUUAUCAUUAAAUCCAGUCGUACAAAAUGCAUCACAAUGGCAUUUAGUAAGAUUAGAUCCACUUAUAGAACGUGGAUAUAUUUCAACAGCACAAGUUGGAUUUGGAAAUCGUAGCAUACCAGUACCAAGAGCACAAGGUACUGGUGGUUGCAAUAGUAUGAAUGCAAUGGUAUUUCUUCUUGGUAAUCGCAAAGAUUUUGAUGAACGUUGGGGAAAAAUUGAUGGUUGGUCAUGGAAUGAUUUAUCACCUUAUUGGGAUUCUAUUCAAGAAACAAUUUCACCUACACAAUUAGAUCCAAAACAUCCGAUUAUGCAUAAAUUAUUAAAAGGUGCAAUCGAAAUUGGUUAUAAAUACAAUCCAAAUCCAAAUAAUUUAAAUUCUAAACAAGGACAAGGCGGUGUAUCAGCAAGGAUACUUAUGGCUAAGCAAAUAUCAAAUAAUUAUGCAGAAAGAAGAAGUAGUUGGAAUGCAUAUAUUCAACCAAUAUUACCACGAAAAAAUCUUGAUAUUCUGGUAUUUACACAGGUUACAAAAAUAUUAUUUAAUAAAAAUUUACAAGCAAUUGGUAUAACAACAUAUAAUGUCGGUAAAAAAGAAUAUGUUCAUUUUUAUAGUCGAAAAGAAGUGAUUCUAUCUGCUGGAGUAUUUGAUACACCAAAAUUAUUAUUAUUAAGUGGUAUUGGUCCAUGUAAUGAAUUGAAUAAAUAUAAGAUCAAAUGUUUGGCUAAUGUACAAGGCGUUGGAAAGAAUUUACAAGAUCAUACUUUUAUAAAAAUUUGGUCUGCACCGUUACGUGAUCAAGAAACUCCAUUACCAACGAAUAUAUUUGGUAUGUGGGGUGCACUUGCUAUUGAAGAAAAUGGAGAAUAUUAUCAUGGUUUAGAUGUAGGAGAAAUAAAUGGUAAGAAAAUCAUCCAGAUAUAUGCUGAAACAUUUCAUUAUAAAUCUCGUGGAAGUAUUACAUUAUUAGAUAAGAAUCCAUUUUCAAAACCAGUUAUUGAUCCGAAUUUGUUAUCAAACUCUUAUGAUAUAAAUAAAACAUUACAUAGUAUUAAAAUUGCUCGAACAUUUUUAUCAACAAAAACAAUAAGUGAAUUAACAGAAGAUUUCAAUGAAAUCAAUACUCCUUUAUUUCAUACGAAUGAUGAGAAGAAACUACUUGAAUGGAUACAACAAAAUAUUAAAAGUGAUGCACAUCCGUCGAGUACAUGUACAAUGGGAAAUAGGUUUCAGGAUGAUAAAAUGAUUGUUGUAGAUCGACGAUUAAGAGUACGGCAUACAAAAAAGUUAAGAAUUGCUGACGCUUCAAUUAUUCCAAAUUUAAUAUCUGGUAAUCCAAAUCAAAUUACAAUGAUUAUUGGAUUGAAAGCAGCAGAUAUGAUUUUAGAAGAUAAUAGUUGA